Messenger RNA from Mustela lutreola (European mink), 1208 nucleotides. It is a transcript of the gene PNOC, whose product is annotated as prepronociceptin. The record is from RefSeq and is a predicted model, not a curated record. Gene Ontology annotation, cellular component: axon terminus; neuronal cell body; plasma membrane. Gene Ontology annotation, biological process: chemical synaptic transmission; sensory perception; neuropeptide signaling pathway. NCBI's taxonomy places the organism in Eukaryota, Metazoa, Chordata, Mammalia, Carnivora, Mustelidae. Gene Ontology annotation, molecular function: opioid receptor binding. The transcript has 4 exons. Bases 226 to 753 code for a protein of 175 amino acids.
CCUCUCCUUCUGCCCUGUCCCUCUUCUUUACUCCUCAGUCUAAAAGGUUGUUCAAGGAGACUCCAGGAUUGGGGUCCACCUCGUCACUUUCACCAGGAGCCUUUUUUUCUGACUGACUUGCCAGAGCUCCCCAUCAGUCCUCACCGUGCCUCUGGAAGCAAAGGGAAAGCAGCUGGGGGAUCCUGGCAGAAGAGAGUCCAGCCCCCGGCUUCCUGCUCCUGCACCAUGAAAAUCCUGCUUUGUGACCUCCUGCUGCUCAGCCUCAUCUCCAGUGUGUCCAGCAGCUGCCAGAAGGACUGUCUGACCUGCCGAGAGAAGCUCCGCCCGGCUCUCGACAGCUUCAGCCUUGAGGUGUGCAUCCUUGAGUGUGAAGGGAAGGUCUUCAGAAGCCCUCUCUGGACUCCAUGCACCAAGGUCAUGGCCAAGGGCUCUUGGCAGCUCAGCCCUGCUGACCCAGAGCACGUGGCAGCUGCCCUUUACCAGCCAAGCGCCUCCGAGAUGGAGCUGAAGCGUAUGCCUCGCAUUAGGAGCCUCAUCCCAGCCCAGAAAGAGACAGAGCCCGGCAUGGAUGAGGCUGGAGACAUGGAGCAGAAGCAGCUGCAGAAGAGGUUUGGGGGUUUCACCGGGGCCCGGAAGUCGGCCCGGAAGUUGGCCAACCAGAAGCGGUUCAGUGAGUUUAUGAGGCAGUACCUGGUCCUGAGCAUGCAGUCCAGCCAGCGCCGGCGCACCCUGAAUCAGAAUGGUCAUGUGUAGCCGGAAGGGGAGCCCCUCCCAGCUGCACCGCGUCCCCUUCAACCCAUGAGUGUCCAAGUGAUCCCCAAAACAGCAUGUCUCCAGCCCCAGACCUGCCAGUUGGGAAUCAGGACUCCUUUCCCAAGGCACUGAGGCAGGCUUUGCCUCCUGGUCCCCAUUCCCGCCCCCAGGGCGGAGAACCUCCACAUCCAACCCCCUACUCCCCCGCCCCCGCCCAUGGCAUGUUUCAUGACAACCUUGUUGUUACAUCAGAGUGUAUUUUUGUAAUUCCUCCAGCUAACAUAUAAAUGACCCCAUCUUUCCUUCUCACUCCCCUUUCUUCUUCUAGGGGUGGGUCAAAGGAAUAGGAAAUCAAGCCUGGGGUUUUGACUUGUCACUGCCAUAACUUGUUUGUAAAAGAGUUGUUCUUUUGGACGGUUUGUUUUAAACAGAUAUUUCUCCAUUAAACUUCUACU